Ziziphus jujuba (common jujube) is the source of this 4999-nucleotide messenger RNA. Its product is annotated as putative disease resistance protein At4g19050. The record is from RefSeq and is a predicted model, not a curated record. The coding region runs from base 317 to 4999 and encodes 1560 amino acids. Gene Ontology annotation, molecular function: protein binding. The transcript has 2 exons. NCBI's taxonomy places the organism in Eukaryota, Viridiplantae, Streptophyta, Magnoliopsida, Rosales, Rhamnaceae.
UAUAUAUGAAUGGAGGGAUCAAAUGGAAAAGUUCAAGGAAUCACAAAUAAUUUCACUGCCAAAGAAAAAAAAUAAUAAUAAUAAAAACAAGAGGAUGGCGCAAAGCGAAACUAAUGGGAGAACUGGACCAAAUCGCUAAAAUAUAAAGAAGGGGGUGGUGUUGUUGACUUUGGAAGGUUUUAUAUCUUAGCGAGCGAAGAGAGUUCCAGGCCAGUACACUUUCUGGUUAAUCUUUCCGAGCUGGUUUUGGCAUCCAAAUCCAAAGCCUUCAUAGCUGCCAAAGAAACGAAUAAAAAGGAGAAAAAUCCAGCUAGCUAUGGUCUUCACUGCAAAAGAGCAGAAGUAUGUACUAAACCGCUUGGAAGAUAUCAGCAAAGCGACUAGAAUUGUUCUUGUUGGGGAUCAUGGAGUGGGAAAGACACGGAUAGCCAGAGAGAUAUGCGAUUCUCUGGUCAAAAACAACUUAAUCUCCGGCUCUCUUUGGCUAUCUCUGAACAGAAAAUACAAUGUCGACAAAGACAUUGCUCAACAGUUGUCUGUGUUUUCGACAGCCGAACAGGAGUACCAGGAUGACGAGACCAAUAACGAGGAGAAGAAGAAGGAGCUGGAGAGCAACUCAGAAGAGUACCUGAGGAAAAAAAUUAGGAAAAAGCUUGAAAAAAUCAAACCCACGAAGGAUGAGGAAAAGAAACAUAUUCUUCUUGUUCUUGAUGGUAUUCCUGCUAAGAUAAAGUACAAAGAGCAAGAAGAUAUCAUUUCAAAGGUGAGAAGAUUGCUGCCUCAGGGAAAACAACUUUCAUUGAAGCUCCUAGUAACCAAAACAGUGAGCAAAAUGGAGUAUAUAGUAAAUUACUUGAAGGAGGAUCAAUCGGACACAAUUAAACUUGAUGAGAGUCCCGGAGAGGACAAAACAGGAAUUGUCUCGGAGAUGCAUGAAUUCUUAAAGCAAAAUAACUCAGAUGAUAAGACAAAAACAAAGACGGCCAAAGAGAAGUGCUUACUUUAUAAGGCCAAAGAGAAGUGCUUACUUUAUAAGCCUCUUAGAGUAUCUUUGAGCCAAGAAAAUGAUGUGAGGUAUAUUCAUGGAGAAAUUGCACGUCAGUUGUAUGCUCAGGGAUGUGGAGAUGGUAUCGAAAAAGUGGUGGGAAAAAAGGAGAGCUUAGAGGAUUUGAAAAAAAUGAUAUGGGAAAAGCUUCAAGAAAUGGCAUCACCUAAAGAUGGAAACAAGAAGUAUGCCUUACUGGUGCUGGAGGAUGUUCCCGAUGACAUGAAGUUUGAAGAAGUCAUUUCAAAAGUGGAUUCCUUGAUGCCUCCAAAAGAAGAACAACCAUUGAGGCGUCUGAGAGAACAAUUAUUGAAAGUUUUAGUCACUAGAAGGAAUACGAACAACAUUUCCAGUGCAUUAAUUCUUCAGAGAAAGGAGGAAGUGAUUGAGAUUGAACCUUUGUCAACGGAGGAGGUUCUAGAUGUACUGCUACUGAAAGAAAGAAAAAAAUCCCUUUCUGACAGCAUCAAAACACAAUUUGAAAAUAUUUUUAGCACCAAGUUGCCUGCUGCUGUAGUGUUCAUGACAGAAGAGGCCAUGAAAGGCAUUGGAGAACAAGAUUUUUGCACUUCAGCGUUAGAAAAUCUUCUUUUAGAAGCAGCAAAUAUUGAGGAAGCAGACAAGAUCAAGUCACUCGCACGGUGUGGGUAUGAGAUGUUGCCAAGUGACAAUGUGGCGAUCAUCAAGUGCUUUUGGCAUAGCAGAGAACUCUUUGUCAAACCUGAGACUGAGAGUAUACCUGAAAGCAUCCAUUACAAUGAGUUGAUCACCUACUGGAUAAUGGAGGGAUAUUUUGACCCUAUUGACCGUAUCGAAAAGGCUUAUGAAAAGGGUCAUCGUGUUUUGAUGGAACUUCAAAGACGCCGCAUUCUGAAAUUACAAGAAGAUGAGUUUGUAAGCAUGGAAAGAUUGGCAAUGGAUGUUCCUGAUCAUCGACGGAAUGGAGUUAGUGGAGCAGCUUGUUUAGGAUUGAAUCAAUUGACUGGGUCAGGAAAAGGAGGCUUGGAAUUGGAUCUUGGGAGAAUUACAUUAGCGGAUGGUAUGUUAAAGUCAAUCCGCAAUCGAAAUAAAUGGGAAAAGUUCACCACGCUAGUGAUGGAUGGAAGUCGACUUCACAGGGAAGUUCCUAAGGAUUUUUUUAAGCUCAUGCAAGAACUUAAAGUUCUUGUCCUGCUGAAACCCAGAUUGAAAUCACUGGACUUUUUGGAAUCACUAGUACUCCGCAUCCUUGUUCUCAGAGGUUGUGAAAUGUUGGAGAACAUUGAUCAUAUUACAAAACUUGAAUCCUUGGAGGUUCUAGAGAUAUCCGGUGCCAGUGCCCUGAAGGAAAUUCCAGAUGAAGUUUUCGCGAAAUUGACGAAACUUCAAAGCCUAAAUCUUUCAGCACUCCCCAUCAAAUCUUUAGGUACUUCCUUUUCUAAACUGGCAGAACUGCGAUUGCUCAUCCUCAGGCACUGCAUUUGCUUGGAAGAAUUGCCAAGCUUGACAAAAUUCCAUAAACUAGAGGUGCUUGAUCUUUUUGGUGCUAGUUCUUUUAAAGUAUUUGGAGAUGGAGAGUUAAACUCCCUUCUGAAUUUCAAAAUGCUUGACCUUUCCCAUACCCAGAUUGAAAAAUUACCAGUUCUGAACAAUGCUCGAGCACUCACCCAGCUUUCAUUAGGAAAUUGUAAAUCCUUAACUAACCUGCGCAAGCUGAAAGAUUCGUCUGGUCUCCAAAUUCUUGAUCUUUCUGGUGCUAUUUCUUUAAGAGAAGUCCGCAAUGAAUUACUAAAUGAGAAAAAAGCCCUCAGAAUCCUUGACCUCUCGAGAACCAAAAUUAGUAGUUUACCUUCCAAUCUUAGCAGCCUUUCAAGUCUUGAGGUGCUUGAUCUUUCCCACAUGUCCUGUUUCGACGCAACCCAAAAAAGAAAACAUGGAAAACAGGAAUUUGAGAAUGAAAUUGAUAAAAUUGACUUUGAGAAGUUGAAAUGCCUUCGUCAUCUAAACUUAUCAAAUACCAAUGUCAAGAAACUUCAAUCUCUUGCCGGCCUCAGCAACCUUCGUGAGGUCUUACUAACAAAUUGUCAGUCAUUAGAAGAGCUCCCCAAACUGGAAGGACUAAAAAGACUUGAGAUUCUUGAUCUUUCAGGUUCUUGUUUACUGGGUGGUUCAACACCAGAUAUGGACUUUGGAAGUUUUGGUUGUCUUCGUCGCCUCAACUUGUCAAAAACAAAGGUACAAAAACUUCUCUCUCUUUCGGAUAGUCUUUGUGAGCUCUUGCUAAAGGAUUGUGAGUUAUUGAAAGAACUUCCUAAUAUGGAAAGACUAAAAAGACUUGAGAAGCUUGAUCUUUCGGGUGCUAGUUCACUGGAAAUGAUACCAGAAGGAUCAUUUAGCCAAAUGAGCAAUCUUCGUCAGCUUUUACUACCAAAUUGUGAGAAGCUUUGCAAGUUGCCAGCCUUGGGCCCCUCAGAGAAGCUGGAGGUCAUUGAUCUCUCGGGUUGCAGUGCUUUAACAGAAAUUGAAGAUGAUCAAUCCUUUGAGCACAUUGCAAGCCUUAAGCAACUCAAGCUCUCCGAAUGUAAGAUUAAACACCUGCCUUCCGUUUCUAAUCUUAAGAAACUGGGCGAACUUGUACUUGGAAAUUGCAGCAACUUGGAAAAACUUCCGUCUUUGGAGUCUCUAUCAAAUCUGCAGCAGCUCGAUCUAUCUGGGGCGAAGUUCUUGAAGGGAAGUGAAGUUGAGUUAUUAGAGAAAAUGACUAAACUCCGCCAACUUUCGCUGAGAAAUUGUUCAAGUCUAGACCAGCUCCCACGUCUGGAAAAACUUGUUCACUUGGAUAGACUUGAUAUUCAGGGAAUUACAGUCAAAGAAUUCCCCUAUUGGAUCUCAAAGUUGAUUCAUCUGAAAAGCCUUCAUUUGCCAGACUUGAAGGAAAUCCAAGAACUUGACUGGGGCAAGAUAAAGCGCCUACCAAAUGUGCUAAACUGGGAUGAAUGUGGCAUCUUCAUGAAUCCUAAUAUCCAUUCCAGCAGCGGCUCCCCUUUUCUGUCGGUAAGUGGUACAGAAAUUUUCCGUUUCAUAAACAAGAUUUGGGACAAAUGCUUCAAAGAUAAAGAUAAGUUUCACAUUUCAGUCUGCUCUUCUAGUUUUAGUGGGAAAGAUGAAUAUAUCCUUUGUCUAAGAGAUGAGUUUCAAGAUUUCCACUUCAAGACCCUUUCUUGUCCUGAAAGGAAUGGUGGGUCUAUGGAGAUUCGUGGAUUUGAUAAGGAAUUUCCAUCUGGUGUUGAGGAAAUCCUUAAGCAGUCCAUAUAUAUCUUUCUGACUGAAAACCAGUUCAUAAAAAACUUAUCAGAUAUAGGCCAAAGCAAUAUAGCUUCAAUGAAGGGUUUAUGGCUAGAGAGUUGUGGCAACAUGGAAAGACUAUUUUGUGAAAAGGAAGACAUCAGAUUGAAUCAAAGUUUGGAAAUUCUAUGGGUCUCUAACCUUGUUAACCUGGAUAGCUUGUACAAAGGGAAAGUCCAAGAUGAGAGCUUCAAGAACUUGAAGCACUUGUAUAUAAACUGUUGUCCAAAACUUGAAAACGUUUUCACUCCACAACAGCUGCCAGAAAACCUUGAGAUCCUGGAAAUUAAGUUCUGUGAUAGAUUGAAGACUCUGUUUCAACGUAUUUCGGAGGAGUGUGUAUUGGAGAAGCUUCGGGAAUUGAAUCUGGUAGGACUCCCGGAGUUGAGCAACAUCGGAAUCAGAUUUCCAUCACUGCAAAACAUUAAGGUCAGAAAUUGUCCCAUCUUAGAGAAGCUGGUAGAUUUGGACAACGAAAAUGACUUGCAGCAAAGAAUACGAGAAUGUUUUGGACUAGUGGAAAGCGCACGUGUUGAAGUUUAUGGAUCUCCCCACAAGGAUAACCUUGGCAUAUGUUUGAUGGGCCAACAAACAGAGCCUCAGAAUAAUCUGAAUUCAACACCGAGUUAG